Varroa destructor (honeybee mite) is the source of this 833-nucleotide messenger RNA. RefSeq lists its product as uncharacterized. The record is from RefSeq and is a predicted model, not a curated record. NCBI's taxonomy places the organism in Eukaryota, Metazoa, Arthropoda, Arachnida, Mesostigmata, Varroidae.
AUGAUGCUAGCCAUGUUACAACCAUGGCAGCCGACCUGGCUAAUGGGCCCUGGAGAUGGCUACAUGCGUAGACUCUUUCUUCGUCGACGUCUCAAGAUGUCAUCGGAUCAUCCUCUCAGACUAUCUCUUUACCGGCCAUUAGAACCUCGCAGUCAGUGCAAAAAUAUACGGCGCCGUCAACCCACUUUGGAUGACUUGGAGUACUCUCAGCGGCUGGACGAUUCAGUUGACUUAAGCCACCUCCAAGUACCAGUCAAUAUUUGCAAAGGUAAACUUGAAAUCACAGCACCUCUCCAACCAAUUAACCCAUCUGACAAAGCCACUUCCCAUACAGUGGAAACAGGCCCCGAGAGUGUUGAUAGGAAAAAAGUUGUUCACAGUGAAGAGGAACAAUCACCACAAUCGGAUGUUCAAAUGACCACUUCCCAUGCAGUGAAAACAGGCAUCGAGACUAUCGAUAAGAAAAAAGUUGUCCAGAGUGAAGAAAGACAAUCACCACAAUCAGAUGUCGAAACUACUAAAGAAAAUAAGAGUGGUAUGAAAGACGCUACGAUCACUGAGAAAGGUGAACAGGAUCAAGCAGAAAGAAAUGGCGCAAUCCGUGAGCGUGCGAUGGAAAUCGAAGACAUAGGCGUUGACGAAGAGUCCGACCGCAUUUCCAUCUCACCAAGUGGGACUUAUAGUGUGAACUGUUAAUAUCGCACGCAGUCAAGCAAAACAUAUUCGUAUUGAAUAUAACCCAUAAAUAUGUACCACAGUGCUACACAUGUAAAUAUACCACAGCGCUACAUACGUAAAUAAUGUAAUGCAAUAAAUUAAAUAUAUGUAAUGUG